CUAUCAUCAAUCACAUAUUUGCUGCUAUGGACUCGACGGUAUUCCCUGUACAAAACGUCCCACCUGACAUUCUCUAUCCUAUUUUCGAUUGCGUUGAGUAUGGCAGGAAGCUGAAGAACGAGUGGGAAAAGUUGGGUCACAAAAAGGUGGCUGAUGGUACCAAGUCGCUUCUUUCAAUUGCGCAGGUCUGUCACUCAUGGAGAACUGCAGCGCUACCCUACUUUUACCAAAGCACCGAAACACUUCUAGGGCCUGUGUUGGAUGUAUCUGAUUAUUGCCCUGAGAUGGAUUGCCCAAACCUCUUUAUGGCAGCCGCUGCUGGACACAGCCAACUUGUUCGCUCAGCACAUUUCUACCUUUCACUCGACCGCAUUAUUGACGGCAUCUCCACCCGCUUGCUGAGUGCUGGCGCUCUUUCCACCGCGACUUUCCCAAACGUGACUGAGAUCGUGCUCUAUUUCUACAGCAGCAAGAUAUUUUUUAACGGCGACUAUUCCGCAAAAGUCGGGCGAUUCAUUGAGCGCACCCGCCAACUGUUUCCCAACGCACAGGACUGCUCGCUCACUGUUCAUUCGGGGUUGUGGAUCGGCAAGGGGGACAUGUACAGAGACCUAAUGGGUAUUCUCUUUCCAACACCGAGAACCUUAAUAUUCCGCGACCUGGCGAAUGCAAAUGCCGUUCUGCAUGGUGGCUUCAGCGCUGGGAUUCAGCGUGUUUAUCUCGAAAUUGGUCAUUCUUUUGAAUGUCCGAUUGUUCAUUCAAACAGGGAUACCAUCGAAGAGCUUGUGCUUCAUAUAUCACUAGAUCUCAGCCCGUGGCAAGCUGAAGGAGAUAUAUCCGACGACCUGGAAUCUUUAUUCUGUAACACGUAUCCGGAACUCACCAGCCUAUCCAUCGAGACGGGACCGCACGUGGUAGGGAAUUUUCAUAUGCCUGAUGUCAACCCAUUUCCAUUGCUGACUAGCCUUUCCUUGAACACACGCUGUGACAUUGACAUUGGUGUUGUGGCCGACGACUGUGGCGAAAAUCUAACAUCGCUUACGAUGCACCUCACUGUGCCCAUUUUCAGAUCGCUUCGUGGCCGUGUGUUCCCUAACCUCAAAUAUGUCCGUAUUCGGAGCACUGACUUCUCGGCUGCCUCCAAUGCUAUAGGCAAUGUGAUUGAGGUUACAUAUAUGCCGUUUUUGGUUGCGCCCAAUGCUGAGUAUAUCGAGAACUGCUACAGCCUGCUUAGCUUCGGCCGGUCUCUGCCGUCUAUCAUCCCACCAAACCACUCGAACCCGCACCUUCGGCACCUAAUCAUCAGGAAUAUUAUACCUACGCUCAGCGUAUUCCAGCAGGUCCUGGCUCAUUUCCCAGGGCUCAUUAGGAUUGGAAUUGAUGGGAUCGGAUCAGACGAAGGAGACAGUCUUGAUCGCUCUGAUGGCGAGAUUAGCAGGCUGAUGGCCGAGCUCCCAAUCUUCAGUGCUCGUCUGAGACGCGUUGAUUUGAACACCUUAUUGCCAGUCAAGCCGCAGCUGGUCGUCGCCAUUUCGAGACUGCCUUCCCUCAGGAUGGUUACCAUCAGAAAUGUCACUGGAAUGCUGAGCCAGUACAAGGAAGAAAUUGGAAAAUCGGUAUACGACGAGUAUCGCGAUAGCCUGAGCAGACCACUAUUCUGUACCAAUGGCCGCCAAUAGGUAUAGCUACAUUUCCGCCGGCAAUAUAUUAGCCUUAGCCUUGGGUGCCUUGCUAACCUUCAGACACAAAAUGGGUGGUAAUGAGUGUGUAUGUAGAUCAACGGGAAAGAUGCAAGAUGCUGACUGAGAAAGGGAAAGGGGGAACCCGACUAGUUUUUGGGCUCGCUACUAUGUGGGGUAGUCUCUGGUGUGAUGGUGCAGAAGUGAUUCCGUGCUCCAAUGCCAGCAUGCCUUCAUACCCGCAUGCCUUGCAUAAAGUACCAUUGGCAUUAGACCUGAGGUGUUG
Messenger RNA from Linderina pennispora, 1965 nucleotides. RefSeq lists its product as uncharacterized. The coding region runs from base 27 to 1679 and encodes 550 amino acids. NCBI's taxonomy places the organism in Eukaryota, Fungi, Kickxellomycota, Kickxellomycetes, Kickxellales, Kickxellaceae. The record is from RefSeq and is a predicted model, not a curated record. The transcript has a single exon.